AUGUUAACACUUGCCGAACCACCUUUCCCCAGUAGUGGACAGGAACGAUGGGCUCCGCAGUACGGCAUAUCUCUACCAAGAUUUUCCAUGAUCGAUUGGUUGAAUCAAAAUUCAAGUAAAAGUCCGAUGAAUAAUUUGAAAAUCACGGGAACUGAGGCUUUGAAGAAAGUACCCGAUUCACUUUUCAGUGACAUGCCGCAAUAUAAAGAAGUAAUUGAAUUGUUGCUCGAAGACAUUGAAAGAGGGAAUCAUUUAUUGCUAGUUGAGAAAGAAGGAUUGGGAAAUAAAAAAAUUGUGGACAGACUGUUACAGACUUUGGACCGCCCCACGGAAUAUAUGCAACUACACCGCGACACAACGAUGCAGUCUUUGACAGUACAGCUGAACACCAAAGAUGCAACUGGCAUUUACGAGGAUUCACCACUGGUCAGAGCCGUUAAAUAUGGCCACGUGUUAGUCGUAGAUGAAGCAGACAAAGCACCUAUAAUUGUGACAUCUAGCUUAAACACUUUAAUGCAAAAUGGAGAAAUGGUAUUGAGUGAUAAUAGAAGAAUAAUUCCCAAAGAAUUUAUGAAUAGUUUUGGUGGAAAAUCAGCGAGUUUUAUUUCUGUGCACGAAAACUUUAGAAUGAUAGUAUUGGCUAGUCGCACUGGAUUUCCAUUUUUGGAGGAAGAAUUGUCAGCUCCUUUGUUAGAAUUAGAAACUGGAGAGAUAAGCACCACUGUCAAAGCAGUUGGCUCUAGCCCAGUGGUUACCACUGCCGUGAUGGGCAGCAAUAGCGCGGGAUCACAAACUAUUACAGCAAUAGCCUCAGGUUCAGCAUACGCUACCGCAACAGCUGUAACUUAUGGUAGGGGAAUUUCGACUGCUACGGCAAUUGCUCACGGCAGAUCAAGUGCCUCCGCCACAGCAUAUUCAUACGAUGCAGGAGUCGCGACCGCUACAGUACACACUAUUGACUCAUCAUAUGGCGACGGCUCGGCAUACGCAUAUGAAUCUGGUGUCGCCACCGCCACAGCAAACGCUUCUGGUUCAAAAGUUGCCAGGGCUCAGGCGAUCGCCAGGGGAAAUCAAGUCGUUAUUAAUACACAAAACAUGUCCUAA
Molecule: messenger RNA, 1104 nt
Organism: Parnassius apollo (apollo)
Lineage: Eukaryota; Metazoa; Arthropoda; Insecta; Lepidoptera; Papilionidae
Source: the annotation of a GenBank genome assembly